GGAAUAAUGGGGGGAAAGAGAAUAGACCGAAUAGACCGAAUAGACGGUGUAAGCAGUGUAAGCAAUAGUGUUGGGAAAUGGUUCUUCGGGACAUUUUACAGAAGACCGAAUUUGAAGAUACUAUAAGUUCAGAUGACCUAGUUGUUGUCCAUUUUUAUGCUGAUUGGGCAGCACAAUGUGGUCCCAUGAAUGACGUACUUGAAGAAUUAGCCAAACAGGCAGAAUUGAAAUGUGUCAAGUUUGCAAAAUGUCCAGCUGAGGACUUGCCAGAAGUGUCUUUGAAGUACUCUGUUUCCGCUGUUCCAACAUUUCUCUUGCUUCGGAGUGGCUCACUGUUGGACAGAGUUGAUGGAGCCAAUGCAGCUGAACUUACAAAGAAAAUUAACCUACAGGUAUCAAAAUGUUCAAAUAUCACAUCACCUGCCCCAGCCAAACCUGCUGCCCAAGACUUGACAUCACGUCUGCAUGGACUUAUCAAUUCCGCCCCAGUUAUGUUAUUCAUGAAAGGAACAGCAUCAGAACCAAAGUGUGGGUUUAGUAAAUCAAUGGUUGCCCUCUUAGACAGCCACGGAGCUCUCUACAAAACGUUUGAUAUUCUGAGUGAUGAAGCAGUGAGGCAGGGACUAAAGUCAUAUUCGAACUGGCCAACAUACCCACAGCUUUACAUCAAUGGUGAGCUCGUUGGAGGUCUGGACAUUGUGAAAGAAAUGAAUGAAAGUGGUGAACUACAGAAACUGCUGCCAAAGAAAACAACUUUGGAAACAAGACUGAAAUCUCUGAUAAACCAAAGUAAGUGUAUGGUGUUCAUGAAGGGAUCCCGUGAUGAACCACGCUGUGGCUUCAGUAAGCAGCUGAUGGAAAUUCUAAGAGAGGCUGGCAUCAAGUUUGACACCUUCGACAUACUUACUGAUGAGGAAGUGCGUCAAGGGCUGAAGACUUUCUCCAAUUGGCCAACAUACCCCCAAGUAUAUGUCAAAGGAGAACUCAUUGGUGGAUUAGACAUUAUCAAGGAGCUAAAAGAAAGUGGAGAGUUGCUAAAUACAUUAAAAGGAGAAUCAUAAUACUUCUUCAAACAUAGAUUUUACAUAGUUGCUGCAUUAAAUGACUGUAGAUUCAUUAAAAUGUAAUUUUCAUCUUCUGUGAUGCUAAGAAAAAUAUUUGGCUCUAAAAUUAAACUUAGUUAACCAGUUUA
Messenger RNA from Cryptotermes secundus, 1192 nucleotides. RefSeq names its product glutaredoxin 3 (gene Grx3). The coding region runs from base 78 to 1061 and encodes 327 amino acids. The record is from RefSeq and is a predicted model, not a curated record. The transcript is spliced from 7 exons. Lineage: Eukaryota; Metazoa; Arthropoda; Insecta; Blattodea; Kalotermitidae.